UGUAAUGGAUCAAAAAAUAUUCUUAACUUUUAUUUUAAUUUUAGCUUCCGCAAAUGCCGUUUCUCGCGAAAAACGAUUUCUUUUAUUUCCGCGAGCAAAUCCCACACGUAUUCAGUUCGUUUUUGGCGUUGGAAUCCCUUUGGAUCUCCCGCAAAUAUCAGUAAUUUCGGGAUACGUUCUCCGAGGCAAUUAUUACCUUCCAUGGGACAUUCAGCAAUUUGUCCCGAUGUUUCUGAAGAACGAAACUAUUUUGGCGGAUGAGAUUUGGACCCGAUUGAAUCGAACAGACUUUCUGCGACGCAAACGCGAAGCAAAUUACAUCGAAAAAUCACAAAAUGAAAUUAUUCCUGCACAAAAAAAUUAUGAAAUUCCGUUUAAUUCGCGAUGGACCUUUUAUGACAUCAUCAUUGGAGCAAUCGAAAAUCAAGGAUACGUCGGAAAAUCUUGUCUUUUGAGGGCGAUUUGUGAAGCAGCAACUGUUAAAUUCACUCAUUACAGCGGAAUUAUUGGAGAAUUGUUGCAUGUUCUCUUGAGUCCUUCGACGUCAAAUGAUAAAAUUCUGAAGCACGAACAUCACGAAUAUUACUUUGCGGAAGAUGCUGGGCUCAAAUCCAAACCCUGCCAUUUACUUUUUAAGGAUUGCACGACGUCAAUUUUGGAGUUCUUCACGAAUAUUUUGGAAGUUGAUCAAUAAUUUUCGUAAAUUAAAAAAAUAAAAACUCACCAUUUCCUGUUCCGUCAUGUGCGCUUUCAA
Messenger RNA from Culicoides brevitarsis, 754 nucleotides. RefSeq lists its product as uncharacterized. NCBI's taxonomy places the organism in Eukaryota, Metazoa, Arthropoda, Insecta, Diptera, Ceratopogonidae. The transcript is spliced from 4 exons. Bases 5 to 694 code for a protein of 229 amino acids. The record is from RefSeq and is a predicted model, not a curated record.